UCCUAGUUGCAGUGAAAAAAAAAAAAAGAAAAAAGAAAAAAGAAGAGAAAAAAAAACUAACAUCCUUUUGUACAAAUCUCUCUAUUUCUCAAUUCUGAGAUUGGCUUCUCACAGAGCUCCCUUCAGUCUCACACACCCAAAAAGGUUCGAAGUUUUCUCGGUGAGUUUUCUCGGGAAAAAAUCGGAAUUGGCGGGAAAAGGCUGUUGAUUCUGAGGUUUCAGAGGAUUCGGUGAAGUGGGUCGUGAUUAUUUUGGAAUAGUAUAUUAGAAUUUUGAGUGAAUUUUGAAGCUUUGUGAUGGCAAACCCAUCUGGGACCCAUCAAGAACCGGGUCACGCCUCGUCUUCAUUCAACGGCGGGGGCAACCCGAGCAACGGAAGUGUUGCUCCGGCGUCGGAGAAUUCUGGUCCUCCGGCGGGGGCGGUUGCGACGGCCACGGCGAUGAAACACAACCCGGGUAUUGCAAUGGAUUGGACACCCGAGGAGCAAUCGGUUCUUGAAGAAGGGCUCAACGCGUGAGUUUUGAUUUGCGUUUUUUGUAGUUUGAAUUCAGUUUUGGGUUUUUGUAGUGUGAAUUCAGUUCUGGGUUCUGAAAACUCUGGUAGAAUUGUGAGUACUUGAUGAAAACUCUGGGUAUUUGUUUGGGAAUUUGGUUGAAUUGGCAGUUCUUUCUGGUAGUUUACUUUGAAGUUAAUGUUUUGUGUUUUGUGAAUAGUUUCUUGUUAUAGUUCCAAUUGUGUUCAGUAUGCGCUGUUUCGUUCUUCUUCAAUGAUAUUUUCUUCUUGAUACUAGUCUACAUGGCUGGUUCCAAUUGUGUUCGAAUUCUUAUAUAUGCAUGUAUUUUGAUGGGCUGGAAAUUUGAAUUGAUUCCAAGUUCCUACAUAUGCAUGUAUGCAUUUUCUUAUGAUAAUAUGCAUGGUCUUGUUAGAGAUAGUUUGGAAAUUUAUUUAAAAAAAACCCGAACGGAACCAAACCCAAUACAUGGGGGUAUAUAAGAAACACUCUUUUCUUAGUUUUCUUUUUGGUUUCUUUUUCUUAUUUUGUUCUCCCUCUCUGUUUUGCUGAGAGGGAGUGGUGGUGGUGGUAGUAGUUGAGUUAUCGAGAAGCAUGAUGUUGAAGGAAAUACUUGCAGGAGAUCAUGGGAAACUUUGGUUCUCCUCUGAACUCUGAGCAGAAGGAUUUCAAAUUUUCUUGUCUAUCAUGUAGGUAAGAAAAUAGGACCUCCACUUUGAGAUUGGUUCCUUGCGCUAUCUCUCUUUAUUGAGAAUUUAAGGGCACAAAAUCUGAAAACUCUAUGCGCAUUCUGUUGGGGAUGGAAUCUAAUGUUCUUUCGCCCUGCAUUUUGAGAUGGAUUUGCCUAUUACACUAAGUUGUUUGAGCUUUCAGUAUAGGAAAAAAGUUCCUAUGAUGUCAAAAUUUUCAUUUUGAUUUGUAGCUUUAAAAAUCUUGUCAUUUUAUAAUUUGUGUGAUUUCUUAUAUGCAAACUUUGUUCGGUUCAAUCUUGAAAUUUUGGUGCUUUGGGAGUUGGUACUUUGACUACAAUGUCGACCAUGAUAAUUCUCAAAGCCUGGUUCAACACUAUAUAUAGCUCAGAUUCUAACAUAAUUCGGUAUGCAAAGAUUGCUAUGCAAUUACAAAAUAAGACAGUUCGGGAUGUGGCAUUACGGUGCAGAUGGAUGAGUAAAAAGGAAAAUAGCAAGAGAAGGAAAGAAGACCAUAAUUUGUCAAGGAAAAGCAAAGAUAAAAAGGAAAAAGUCACUGAACCUUCAGCAAAGUCAUCUCAUUUAGCAUCCCGAACCAAUGUUCCACCAUAUGCUAUGCCCAUGAUUCCUAUGGACAAUGAUGAUGGCAUAUCAUACAAAGCCAUUGGUGGUUCUACUGGACAGCUUCUUGAGCAAAAUGCACAAGCUUUCAAUCAAAUUUCUGCAAAUCUUGCCUCUCUACAGAUACAAGACAACAUCAGUCUUUUCUGCCAAGCUCGUGACAAUAUUCAGGCCAUCUUGAAUGACUUGAACGACAUGCCAGAAGUAAUGCGGCAGAUGCCGCCUCUUCCUGUGAAGAUAAACGAAGAUCUGGUCAACUCCAUCCUUCCCCGCGCAGCCCACCCGGCCCUCCCAAGGCAGCCAUGAGCUUAGGAAGAGUAGUAAUCAUGAUCCCCACCUCAAGGGCCUCCCUCAUACAUUUUGCUGCUCUGCUUCUAUUGGGAUUUUAUCUAAUCAAAUCCCUUUUCUCUCCAUGCUAGGGAAAAACUGUGGACUCAAGAUGAUCAUCAGCCACUUCCCAACUGAAAAUUCUAGUGAUCCAUUUAUGGGAAAGUGGCAUGGUCAUUUUUUUCUCACUUCCUUUAUAUUUUCUUGGUGUUUUUCAUUGGAUCAGUCUCUGUAGUGUAUGGUACAGGGUGGUUUAUAGACCGUGCAGAGAUUGUGGGGGAUGAAGAGUAAUAAUGAAUGUUUUGAUGUUACCAAUUUACUUCUCUGUAUUGAUGUAAUUAGGGCUUUUGAUCUC
Messenger RNA from Vitis vinifera (wine grape), 2504 nucleotides. RefSeq lists its product as uncharacterized. The transcript has 7 exons. Bases 1541 to 2128 code for a protein of 195 amino acids. Lineage: Eukaryota; Viridiplantae; Streptophyta; Magnoliopsida; Vitales; Vitaceae. The record is from RefSeq and is a predicted model, not a curated record.